GCUGCUUGGUCAGUGUGGACUCGCGCUUACAACGAGUCUACAAGGGAGAUUAUGACCGGGAUAAACCCGGACCAGGACCAGAAUACAACCGUUCUAACUAGUUCCGGCGCAGCAACAUUGGAGCGGCUUGGUCGUCCUCAGUUGUGGGUCUGUGGCGUUAAUCCGUCCCGCCACGGACCGACAUGCGGUCAGACCUGAACCGGACAGGAUCGUGCGACACGAGGCUCUGAACGGCUGGUCCGCCGCGUGCCAGAGCGCGCGCGUCCGAUGGGAUGUAUGAAUGAUGAAGAUCGAAAAACUCCUAAGUCAGGUGGUUUCUGUGAGCCUGUUGCUGGUUGGAGGAGUUUCUGCAGCUGAGUUAACUUGUGAGACUUUGACCCUGUUGUCCACCAACCUGUCAGCGAGAACAUUGGUGUUCCUGAACCAGACCUUUAUUACCAGGAACUCUUCAGGUCUGUACUGUGACCUGUCUGUGGAUGGUAUCGGGACCUGUUGGCCUCGCAGUACAGCAGGAGAGCUGAUUUCUAGACCAUGUCCAGAGCAGUUCAACGGUAUCCACUACAAUACCACCAACCGGGUCUACAGGGAGUGUCAGUCCAACGGUUCCUGGGCUCUUCGAGGAAACUACAGUCAGUGCACUGAGAUCAUUGUCCUGAACCAGCAGAGGAAGAGUAAAGUCCACUACCAAGUGGCUGUGAUCAUUAACUAUCUGGGCCACUGCAUAUCUCUGGGAGCUCUGCUUCUCGCUUUCAUCCUCUUCAUGAGACUCAGGAGUAUUCGCUGUCUAAGGAACAUCAUCCACUGGAAUCUGAUCUCAGCCUUCAUCCUGAGGAACGCCACCUGGUUCAUCGUACAGUUAACCAUGAACCCCUCAGUUACCGAGGGCAACCAGGUGUGGUGCAGGGUGGUGACGUCGGCGUAUAACUACUUCCAUGUGACCAACUUCUUCUGGAUGUUUGGUGAAGGAUGUUACCUCCACACAGCCGUGGUCCUUACCUACUCCACCGACAGACUCAGGAAGUGGAUGUUCAUUUGCAUCGGCUGGGGUAUUCCAUUUCCUAUCAUCAUGGCAUGGGCUUUGGGAAAGUUUUACUAUGACAAUGAGAAGUGCUGGUUCGGGAAGAGAGCAGGUGUUUAUACUGACUAUAUCUACCAAGGUCCAAUGAUUCUGGUACUGCUGAUUAAUUUCGUCUUCCUGUUCAACAUCGUUCGGAUCUUGAUGACCAAACUGAGGGCCUCAACGACCUCCGAGACCAUCCAGUACAGGAAGGCGGUGAAGGCGACUCUGGUGCUGCUGCCAUUGUUGGGAAUCACCUACAUGCUGUUCUUUGUGAAUCCUGGUGGAGAGGAUGAGGUCGCUCAGAUAGUCUUCAUCUACUUCAACUCCAUGCUGGAGUCCUUCCAGGGCUUCUUCGUCUCUGUCUUCUACUGUUUCCUCAACAGUGAGGUGCGCUCAGCAGUAAGGAAGCGCUGGAUUCGUUGGCAGGACCGUCACUCAAUCCGCAGCCGGGUGGUGCGAGCUACAUCCCUGCCCACAUCGCCUAGCAGAGUGUCCUUCCACAGCAUCAAACAGUCUUCCAACCUCUGACAGACUACACCAUCCAAUCCCAAGCUGUGAUGUGACUCCACUCAGCUUAUCAGAGCACGUUAUCUGCUCAGGACCAGAAUACCACGGUGAAGAUUAGAGUAGCCAGUCACAGAACAUGACAGAGGCUUACGGAGAACAUCAGACGAGGGUCUGUCCGUCAGGUUUCUAUUUGGCUCCAUCCCUCUUCAUUUUCUGACCAAUCGCUCAACUCAGACAAACAGCAGCUUAUGGAGUGUCACAAGUCAUAUCAAGCAGCUGGACUUUUUGUUGUUUUUGAUUAACAUUUAUUUAUUCAUAAGUUAUGGCUAUAUUUAUUGGAAUAUUGAUUAAUAAAUUUUAACUGAAACAU
Melanotaenia boesemani (Boeseman's rainbowfish) is the source of this 1937-nucleotide messenger RNA. RefSeq names its product corticotropin releasing hormone receptor 1 (gene crhr1). The transcript has 14 exons. Lineage: Eukaryota; Metazoa; Chordata; Actinopteri; Atheriniformes; Melanotaeniidae. Bases 281 to 1588 code for a protein of 435 amino acids. Gene Ontology annotation, cellular component: neuron projection; plasma membrane. Gene Ontology annotation, biological process: cell surface receptor signaling pathway; adenylate cyclase-activating G protein-coupled receptor signaling pathway. The record is from RefSeq and is a predicted model, not a curated record. Gene Ontology annotation, molecular function: G protein-coupled peptide receptor activity; corticotropin-releasing hormone binding; corticotrophin-releasing factor receptor activity.